AUGUCCAAUAUUCUUGAUGCUGUGUCCAGAGUGAAAUGGGAUCGGAGGACUGCGGCGAAGCGGGCCGUCUUUCUAGCGGCCGCUGCCUACGGUGUGAAAACGCUAUAUCCUAUAAUUUACAGGCAAAUAACCAGAGGAAGGAAUGGCAGAAAUAACCAAGGUGCUAAAGCAGAGGAAAAUGGAUCUAUUUUAUCUGUUUCGUCGCAGACAGAUGUAGAAAUUGUGGGUCGAAGUAAGUCCCCAGGAGUAAAUGCUGAAUUUUUUAAGCAAAUACUUGAACUCAUCAAAAUCCUCUUCCCAAAGCUUAUUUCAAAAGAGCUCGGUUUGCUUUCCUUGCAUUCUGUCGCUUUGAUAUCCCGGACGUUUCUGUCUAUCUAUGUCGCAGGCUUGGAUGGUAAGAUUGUGAAAACAAUCGUUGAAAAGGAACCCAGAAGCUUUACGAUUCAAUUGAUGAAAUGGAUCCUCAUAGCCAUCCCUGCUACUUUUGUGAACAGCGCGAUCCGUUACCUCGAGUGCAAGCUUGCCUUGGCGUUUCGUACUCGGCUGGUGAACCAUGCAUACCAGACCUAUUUUACAGAUCAAACCUAUUAUAAAGUCAGUAACAUGGACGGGAGACUGACUAACCCGGAUCAGUCUCUCACUGAGGACGUCAUGAUGUUUUCGCAGUCUGUGGCGCAUCUCUACUCGAACCUAACCAAACCAAUCUUGGACGUGAUGCUCACCUCCUACACUCUCAUCCAGACUGCCCGGUCCAGGGGCGCCAACGCCAGCGGGCCAACACUAUUAGCCGGCUUGGUAGUGUUCGCUACAGCUAAGGUUCUACGGGCCUGUUCUCCGAAAUUUGGCAAACUCGUGGCAGAGGAGGCCCACAGAAAGGGAUAUCUGCGCUAUGUGCACUCUAGAAUUAUCGCCAAUGCUGAAGAGAUAGCCUUUUACAGGGGCCAUAAGGUGGAGAUGCAGCAGCUUCAGAAGUGCUACCGGGCCUUGGCGGAGCAGAUGAACCUGAUCCUGUCCAAGCGUCUGUGGUACAUCAUGGUGGAGCAGUUCCUCAUGAAGUACGUGUGGAGCGGCUGCGGGCUGGUCAUGGUCGCUGUGCCCAUCAUCACAGCCACGGGCUUCGCUGACAACGAGACUGCGGAUGGGCAGACCCACGUGUUGGUGAGUGAGAGAACAGAGGCCUUCACCACCGCCCGCAACCUCCUGGCUUCAGGAGCAGAUGCCAUCGAGAGGAUCAUGUCCUCCUACAAAGAGGUCACGGAACUGGCAGGUUACACGGCACGUGUCCACAAUCUGUUCCUGGUGUUUGGGGAGGUACAGAGAGGCGUGUACAAGCGCUCAUCAGGGUCGGUCUCAACAGGGGAGAAGAAAUCAGCGAGGCCAGAGAUGCACAUAGAUGGACCCCUGGAGAUCAAAGGGAAGGUGAUAGAUGUGGACCAGGGCAUCAUGUGUGAGAGCGUCCCUAUCAUCACCCCCAACGGAGAUGUGGUGGUGUCCAGACUCAACCUCAAGGUGGAGGAGGGGAUGCACCUGCUGAUCACGGGUCCUAAUGGCUGUGGAAAGAGCUCUCUGUUCAGGAUCCUCAGCGGUCUCUGGCCUGUCUACGGAGGACUGCUGCACAAACCCUCGCCCCAGCACAUGUUCUACAUCCCACAGAGACCCUACAUGUCCAUUGGUACUCUGAGGGAUCAGGUGAUCUACCCAGACUCCCUGGAGGACAUGCAUGAGAGAGGCCUCGGGGACAAGGACCUGGAGGCAAUCCUGGACAUAGUCAACCUCAACCAGAUCGUCACCCGUGAGGGAGGCUGGGAUGCAGAGAUGGACUGGAAGGAUGUGCUAUCUGGAGGAGAGAAGCAGAGGAUGGGGAUGGCCCGCAUGUUUUACCACCGGCCCAAAUACGCCCUGCUGGAUGAGUGCACCAGCGCUGUGAGCAUCGACGUGGAGGGGAAGAUAUUCCAGGCUGCAAAGGAUUCUGGGAUCUCGCUUUUAUCGAUCACCCACAGGCCCUCCCUCUGGAAGUACCACACUCACUUGCUUCAGUUUGACGGCGAGGGCGGAUGACGGUUUGAGCAGCUGGACACCGCUACACGCCUCUCGCUCACGGAGGAAAAGCAACGUCUCGAAUCCCAGCUGGCAGGAAUUCCUAAGAUGCAACACAGACUCAAUGAGCUCUGCAAGAUUCUGGGAGAAGACUCUGUUCUGAAAACUACAGAUGAGGCAGAGGAGUAACAAUGAGAUAACGAGAGAGAGAGAGAGAGAGAGAGAGAGAGAGAGAGAGAGAGAGAGACAGAGGGAGGGAGGGAGGGAGGGAGCGAGAGGGAGAGGGGGAGGAGAGAUACAGAAACAAGGCUCAGAUCAGUUAAAGUAUUAUGUUUCUUUUCUACACACACCAACAAGAACAUACUGUAUGUCUGUAUGUUGAUAAAGCAUUUUGAUGACA
Molecule: messenger RNA, 2437 nt
Organism: Hypomesus transpacificus
Lineage: Eukaryota; Metazoa; Chordata; Actinopteri; Osmeriformes; Osmeridae
Product: ATP-binding cassette sub-family D member 2-like
Exons: 10
Coding region: 1-2058 (685 amino acids)
Biological process (GO): fatty acid beta-oxidation; peroxisome organization; long-chain fatty acid import into peroxisome
Cellular component (GO): peroxisomal membrane
Molecular function (GO): long-chain fatty acid transmembrane transporter activity; ATP binding; ATP hydrolysis activity
Source: RefSeq, a predicted model, not a curated record